ACUUGUCACGUUUCUGCAUCAUCAGAUUCCACCAAUGCAUGCCAACACUACCACGCAUGCCUUACACUUGUCACAUUUUUGCAUAUUCAGUUUACUUGAAAAAGAGUAUAAAUAGAGGGUCAUUCUUGCAAGUUUUCAUCUACCACUAACACUUUUAUUCAGAGAACUCAGGCGAAACUUCUCAUCCACCAAGCUUCUUCCUACAUUGCAGUCAUGUCGCUUCUUACCAUGGGCCAAGAACACAGAGGAACUAGGGCAAACAUUGCCUCAUUCGUAAGUUUUUCUUGAACAUUGCCUCUUUCGUAUGUUUGUAGUUAGUUUUUUAAAAGUCCAAUAUAAUAAUUUUUUAUAUUGUUUGUUUUUAAAGGAUCCCAAGAAAUUUCGUCAACGUUCACACCCAAUGCCUUAUCCAGACCCAUGGUGCGUACCUUACAUAGAGCGUGCGGGUUUCGGUCAUGUAAUGCAUGUCGUAAAUGCCACCAUUGAUGCCAAAUUCAUUUUGGCUCUGUGUGAACGUUGGAGACCUGAGACACACACCUUUCACCUACCAACUGGUGAAUGUACCGUCACAUUAGAGGACGUGUACAUGCUUUUAGGUCUUAGAAUAGAUGGUAAGCCUGUCACCGGAAAUGUUCAACAGCCUAACCAAAUAUGUGUUGAAAUGUUGGGGGUAGAUCUGGUCGAGGGUGAGGGGUCUGCCAAAGCAAGGGGUCAGGGUAUUAAAUUAUCUAGCCUACAAUUGUACCACGACUCCAUAACUUUGACUGAGGAAUCCUCCGAACAAGAAAAAGUCAUAAAAACCCGGGUUUACAUUAUGCUAUUGUUUGGGAACUUGCUAUUUCCCGAAGGGACGGGAAAUAGCAUAAAUUUUAUGUACUUGAGUUUGCUCGGGGACAUUGAUAGAAUAAGCACAUAUAGUUGGGGUUCUGCAGUAUUAGCAUUCCUAUAUAGCUCUUUGUGUAAAAAUGCACAAAAUGAGCACUGUACAUUUUCUGGAUGUUCUUUUUUGCUUCAAACAUGGGGGUGGUGGAGAUUGCCGAGGCUAGCCCCAGAAAAUCCUAAUGACUACUCCUUCCCCUACGCAACUAGGUUCAUUACAACCGGACUGGAUUACAGUCUUACCCCCAAAAAUAAAAUUAUAUUUUAUCGUCAACUGUUGGAUCGUCUCCGAGCACAGGAUUUUAUUUGGAGGCCAUAUUUGGGAUUGGAACAUCAACCAAACCCCGAAGAUGCAGCUGUUUGGACAGCAAAAACGGCCAUAAUGCGGUUCACCACUGUGGAGAUGCACCAAAGUGACCGUGUCAAGCUUCAAUUCGGAAUGCAUCAAGACAUCCCAGGCCCCCCAAUGUCCAUGGAACCUUGGCAUCUAAAAAAAGUCAGCCACCAGUGGUAUGCCCAAAAUUGGAAGGAAUUUGCUAAGGAGUUUCGAAAAAUGUGGAAAGACCGUGCCCACUAUGUUCUACAAUUUCCGGUGGCGCCCAACGAAAUGAAGCCGACAAGGGAAUAUGUGGAAUGGUAUAGAGCAAAUACCAAUCCAGAAAUGAUUGUGUCUGACCCGUUCUAUUUGGACGAUCCCCGGAUGCAACAGCCAUAUUUCCAACAACAACAACCACCACAGUAUUCCCAACAACAACAACCACCACCUUAUUACCAACAACAACAACCACCACAACCAUUUUACCAACAACAACCACCACCACCUUAUUACCAACAACAACCACCACCACCAUAUUACCAACAACAACAACCACAACACAUGUCCACCCCCCAACCAAAUCAACAAUACAUACCACAAACUCAAUCCCAAUACCAUGAAGACUACCAACAACAAACUCAACAUUCCCACCACCAUCAACAGUCCCAACACCUACCACAAUAUCAAUCCCCCUACUUCCACCAAUCCCAACAAUUCCAACACGGCAAUUUCCCAAGCUCUUCCAGUCCUCCACCUAGCCCCGACACGGGUAUACAAGAGGACUACCAACAGGACUACUACACACCACAACAAACAUUGCACUUUGGCCAACCCGAUUCAACCCUAAACUACCAAAGACCACAAUUCGAGGGCGCACCCAGCAGUAGUCAGUUUGUCCCACCGAGACAAAGCUUCGAGGGCGCAGAGGGGACCCGUCUUUCCUACAGCACUGAAGGGACUUCGACCGAACCACAACGGCAAGCGGCAAGGGGGCGCGUUAGGGCAAGGGGUGGUAAUAGGGAAGCACCACCACCACGUGAACCGUCUAGGCGAGUAACUAGACCUCCCCCGUGCGGAUCGUACAAGGGACCGCAUCAUAUGUGAUUAAUCAUAUCUUUGUAAUAUUUGCCUUGUUUAUUAUUUAAAUAAAAAUAUUUUCUGUUUAUUA
Lathyrus oleraceus (garden pea) is the source of this 2363-nucleotide messenger RNA. RefSeq names its product serine/threonine-protein phosphatase 7 long form homolog. Gene Ontology annotation, biological process: meristem development; meristem maintenance. The coding region runs from base 305 to 2299 and encodes 664 amino acids. The transcript has 3 exons. The record is from RefSeq and is a predicted model, not a curated record. NCBI's taxonomy places the organism in Eukaryota, Viridiplantae, Streptophyta, Magnoliopsida, Fabales, Fabaceae.